AUAUCCAAAGAUCUUGUCUCCUUCCUCUUUCCCUUCCAUUUCCAAUCUCAUUUCUCAAAAAAUUAUUACUCAAUAAAAUUAAAUAAAAAAAAAACAAAAAAGGAGAAAAAGUUCAUAUUUAAAGCUCUCUGCAUCCGAUUUAUUUUCUAUUGCAGAGAGAGAGAGAGGGGGGGUUGAAGAUGAAGACCGGAGCAAAGUUCAUAGUUCUCCACCCUUCACCUCACAAAAAUGGCGUCGCGGCGGUUUCUCCUCGUAUUCUUCUGCUCCUUUUCGUCUCUUUCUUCACUUUCGCGUUUGCCCUCACGUUCUUCUCCGGCAGGGACGCCGCUCCGGCCGCCGGAGCGGCCGCCCCCGCCGCUGCCAAGGCGGAGUUGCCGAAGCCGGUGUUCGAGGCGCUUCUCCACUACGCUACGAUGAAUACAACGUUGGUGUCGGGGCGAAUGUCGCCGGCGGAGCUGAACAGCAUCUCCGCCGCGCUCCGGCGGUGCGGAAACGGGUGCAAUUUCCUGGUUUUCGGGCUCACCCACGAGACCCUUCUCUGGCACUCGCUCAACUACAACGGCCGCACGGUCUUCAUCGACGAGAGCGCUUACAGGGUCUCGAAAUUCGAAGAGGCCCACCCGGAAAUCGAGGCCUACGACGCCCAGUUCACCACGAAGGUGAGCGAGUUGCGGGAUUUGUUGGCCCACGCGAAAGAGCAGCGCGUGACGGAGUGUCGCCCCGUGCAGAACUUGCUCUUCUCCGACUGCAAAUUGGCCAUAAACGACCUCCCCAACCAGCUCUACGACGUCGCUUGGGACGUGAUCUUGGUGGACGGGCCGCGCGGGAAUUUCCCGGCGGCGCCGGGGAGAAUGGCGGCGAUUUUCACCGCCGGAGUCUUGGCCCGGAGCAAACGGGGCUCCACCGCCCCGACCCACGUGUUCGUGCACGAGAUUGAGAGAGAAGCGGAGAGAAUAUGCAGCGAGAAAUUCUUGUGUAAGGGAAAUUUGGUAGAAUCUGUAGAUUCUUUAGGGCAUUUUGUGGUAGGUCAAAUGGAGGCUAAGAGUUUUAAGUUCUGUAACAAGCCGGAAUCUUCAUCGUCGUCGUCUUCUUCCCCUUCAUAUGCUAACGAAUGAGGAUAUUCGCCGCCGUCAACAUCUUUUUUUUUUUUUCUUUUUUUUUUUUCAUUUUAACCUUUUUUCUUUAUAUGUAAAAUCUGUAAGUUACAAGUAUCUUCAAACUUCAAAGUUUGAUUUAAGUAUUCCAAGAAAUUAUAUGAGAAUCCAAAAUCAAAUUUUGCUUCCAA
Ipomoea triloba (trilobed morning glory) is the source of this 1285-nucleotide messenger RNA. Its product is annotated as protein IRREGULAR XYLEM 15-like. The record is from RefSeq and is a predicted model, not a curated record. The transcript has a single exon. The coding region runs from base 180 to 1115 and encodes 311 amino acids. Lineage: Eukaryota; Viridiplantae; Streptophyta; Magnoliopsida; Solanales; Convolvulaceae. Gene Ontology annotation, biological process: xylan biosynthetic process.